Ipomoea triloba (trilobed morning glory) is the source of this 2722-nucleotide messenger RNA. Its product is annotated as phosphatidylinositol/phosphatidylcholine transfer protein SFH13-like. The transcript has 15 exons. Lineage: Eukaryota; Viridiplantae; Streptophyta; Magnoliopsida; Solanales; Convolvulaceae. The record is from RefSeq and is a predicted model, not a curated record. The coding region runs from base 408 to 2270 and encodes 620 amino acids.
UUUGGUUGAGUGCGGGGGAGAAAGGAAAAAGGCAGAAAGAAAAAGAAAAAUUAUAUAUAAAGUUUUAAUUUUUAUCAGGUUUUGUUUUUGAUAAUUAUUAUUAUAUAGUAAAGAUAAAAGGUCUGAGAUUAAGAUCUUUCUUUUUUCCAUUCCUCAUUCCCAGCUAAACCCAGAAUUUUCUCGAGGAAAAUAAGGAACUACUCUACAAAGUUGUGAUUUUUAUGGUUUCCUAUAAAGCUGCGAAUAAUUUGGUUUCAGAAGAUCAUCGGAGUAGCCGACAUCCUUGUGAUUUAGCUCACUUCUUCUGAGGUUUUGGGGGGAUUAAUGAAGUUGUGUAAUAUUGCAGCAAUCUGAACUCUAAAGGUUGAUUCUUUUCUUCUGUGUUUGUUCUUCUGCUCUUGGAUAAGAUGUCAGAAGGACUGGAAUUUUAUGACGAAACGAGAGAGAGAAAAUCGGAUGUUGAGAAUUCAGAAGAUGAAAGGCGGCGAUCUGGAAUUGGAGCAUUGAAGAAAAAGGCAAUAAAUGCUUCGAGCAAGUUAACUCGUUCACUCAAGAAGAGAGGAAAACGGAAAAUAGAUUACAGGGUUCCUUCAGUUUCCAUAGAGGAUGUUCGUGAUGCGAAAGAAGAGAGUGCUGUAAAUGAAUUGCGUCAAAAGCUUCUUGACCUAGAUUUACUGCCAGCCAGACAUGAUGACUAUCACACACUAUUGAGAUUUUUGAAAGCCAGAGAUUUCAGCAUUGACAAAACCAUUCACAUGUGGGAAGAAAUGCUUAACUGGAGGAAGGAGUAUGGAACGGACGCAAUAUUGGAAGAUUUUGACUUCCAUGAGCUUGAAGAAGUAUUGCAAUACUACCCUCAAGGGUAUCAUGGUGUUGACAGGGAGGGCAGACCGAUAUAUAUUGAAAGGCUUGGGCAAGCUCACCCGAGCAAACUAGUGCGGUUAACCACAAUAGAACGGUACCUGAAAUAUCAUGUCCAAGAGUUUGAGAGGGCCAUACAAGAAAAGUUCCCGGCCUGCUCUAUUGCAGCGAAGAAAAGGAUCUCCUCAACCACUACAAUAUUGGACGUGCAAGGCCUGGGAAUGAAAAACUUCACAAAGACAGCUGCUAGUCUUUUGGCAGCUGUGACAAAGAUUGACAACAAUUAUUAUCCUGAGACCCUGCAUCAAAUGUUUAUUGUUAAUGCUGGAUCUGGCUUCAAAAAGAUGCUUUGGCCUGCUGCACAGAAGUUCCUGGAUGCAAAGACCAUUGGUAAAAUCCAGGUCUUGGAAUCUAAAUCCAUGGGCAAAUUGCUUGAAUUUAUUGACCCAAGUCAAUUGCCCGACUUCUUGGGUGGGUCUUGUAGUUGCCCCAUUGAGGGAGGCUGUCUAAGGUCUAACAAGGGUCCCUGGAGUGAUCCAGAUAUAAUGAAGCUUGUAAAUAAUGCAGAGGCAACAUUGGUGAGACAGGUUACUAGAGUACGUAGUAACCAACAGAACAUCGAUUCCUAUGUUCAGCUCUGCCCACUGAAGGGGAGAAUCAGCGAUAAAUCAAGAAUUGAAUCCCUUUCAGACAUUGAUGAUCCCUAUGCUCUGUGUGAACAAAGUAGCAGCACGUGUUCAAGGCUUGCCCCUGUUCUUGAAGAAGCAAGGGCAUCGAACUCAACUCCUUAUUAUAGUUGUGAUGAUGGCUUAAGCUCGAGUGAUAGAGAAAUUAGCGGUGAGCAAGUAUUACAUCAUUAUCAAGCUCACUCAUCUGAAAGGAAUGAUAUGGAUUCAUAUGCCUAUGGAGUACCAAAUUCUCAAGGUGCCGUUUUGAUUCAUUGGUUAGAUGACGUCCAAGAAAAGCUCGUGAACAGAUGUUUCAGCUUUCUGACAAGAAGAGUGAUAUCUUCCACGCUCAAACUGUUUGCGACUAUCCGGACUCUCCCUUUCGAGUCCUGGCGGAGACAGACAGACGUUUACCCUUCCAGUCUUUUGGAAGAGAAGCACGAUUGUCGUUUACCUAGUAAUAAUGAAGCUGCGAGUGAAGAAGACCGUCUCCAUCCGUGUAUUGAACGCCUUCAGAGGCUUGAACAAUUAAUCGAAGAGCUAAACAAGAAGCCUUCUGAGAUGCCAUUGGAGAAGGAGCGAAUGCUGCAUCAAUCCUUGGACAGGAUCAAGUCCGUAGAAUAUGACCUAGAAAAAACAAAGAGGGUACUACACACAACGGCAAUGAAGCAGCUUGAAAUUACGGAGUUGCUGGAGAAUUUACGAGAAUCCAGCAUUCAACGACGGAGGUUUUUGUGUUGAGUUUUUAUGGUUGAGACUCGAGGUUUCUAACAAAGGACGAGUAUUACUGCUAACCCCCCGAUAAUAUGGCUGUUUGGCUCGUGCACACUGGACACACUUCAAAAAUUACAGACGUUCGACAGGAAGAGUUUUCGACAGACAAGAAAAGAGUAUUAACGCUAACCCUACAGCUACAAGGAUGUUGGGCACGUGCACACUGUCGAGUCGAGAAUUUUACUCGAUGAACAGCUUUUGUAAUGCUCGGUUUUCUUGAUUACAAUGAUGCAUAUACUAAACUGUUUUAAGCUUGGAUUAUGUAUUUAUAGUAUGCAUCUUUCUGGUUAUAAGACUGAAUGUACAACAUUGGACAAUGUUGUAAGUUGUAACUAACUUCCUGUUGGAACCUGAUGCUUCUCAUUAAACUUUGUGAAACUGAAAAAGAAAAUUACUGUUAUGGCCUCAAAUUAAACAAA